GGCAUUUUAUUUUGCUGCCAAUUUGUUGCUUGACAUGCUAAAACAACUAGAAGAGGGCAGUCACAUGCUGAUUCUACAAGCCAUGGAGCAGAAGACAACACAAGAGCAGACCAAAAGUCAACUCUUAGAAAAACAAAUAAAGAAAACGAAAGCAAAAGAGACAGAUGAGACUAAAUUUGACCAUAAGGAUACACUACAAGAGGAUCUACCACAUGCCGAAUCAUCAACGAGAGCAAAAUCUACAUUUGCUGAGUCACCAAGUCCACUUCGUAACGUCAAGUCAAGAUCUCAAGAAACACACGAAACACUAGGUCGAGAGGGCAGUCACAGUCAAACAACCCAGUUUACAAGUACACUAGAAGACAGUACGACAUUGGCUCGAUCGGCUACUCUACCAUUCACCAUCCACUCUAGCACAACGGAUGUUGCUGAAGACUCUCUUUCUCCACAUCGAGCUCUUAAUCCAGAUGGAGAUAAAGACUCCGAGACAACUACCAACUUGGAAGAGAGCUUUGAUGUCGGUUCUGCUUCAAAUACAAUUCAUACAAAGCUUUUGUCACGGCCGGUGUUGGUGGACAAGGAUGGAUGGUAUGGUGGACCACACGAUGAAGCUGGUGGGGCUGGUUUAAUGUUUGAGGCUCGGCUGGAUGAACGUGGGGUUGUAGACUUGCGGUGGGUAAAGAGGAUCGUCAUGCAGACUCUCCAGUUGUUGUUUUAUGAAGGACAGUGGGAGAAAUUGGCUGAAAUCGCACUUCAUUUUAACUCACUGACAAAUGAUCGCUAUUCAGAGCAAGUAACUCCUCUCUUAGUCAUCGCUCAACAACAACUAGCAACUCGAUCAUCAGCAGCUUCCAAAUUGCUGCCAUCGAGUCUUGAGAUUACCCCUGGUGGUCACAUUGAUCCUACUGGUCAUUCCUUAUAUGACAGAGUGUUUGCUCUGGCUCAUGUGUCUGUACCUCUUAACGUUCAUAGCAGCCUUCAGGCAAUGCAACAUGCAAUAUCAAACACAAGUGACGUUUCAAGAUCGUUACAGUAUUGUCGCUGUCUGCUGGUGCGUUAUCUAGGUGGACACAGCAAUGGGCUUACUCGUUUACAUCUUGAAAGUUCUCCUAUUUGUGAAAGUGAAAGAAGCAGUCGUCUGUUUGUUGAGACUGAGCAUAACGUUGAAGCAGCAGCCAUUAACCCGCGCGUUCUUACUUUGACAAGAGCAGCUCAAAUGGAAGAUGUAGAGAACUUACCUUUGGACAGCUCACAAGUUGGUUCUAUUAUUUUGGCAUAUGACAAGACAAUAGAGUCACUUCUUGUGAAGAGGUCUGAUCUUGCUGCUCAAGCUAUGAAUGAGCUUGGAAACUUGCAUUUUCAUCUUAAAAAUAUCAGAGGAGCAUACAAAUGUUGGGCAGAUGGAGUAGACACAAUUCUUGGCUUAGAAGAUGGAGUGAAUGAGUGGAGAUAUCUAGAAUCAUCAAAGCUGAGUGCAAAGAAGAUAAAGAAGCCAGAAUCAACAGCAUCCACAACAAGUCAUCAAGAAGAUUGUGAUCUGAGCAGAAUAAUGUUGAAUCGAUGUGGCGUUUGGGGCUGCCUUCAAGCAGCUAUCAUGGCAUCUAAAAUAUCACAAUUUAUUGUCAACUCGGAUCUGUCACAACGGUUGGAGUACUGUCUCUUGUCAUCAUGUCUUGUCAAGAGCAUUUUUCGUGCAUCACUACCUCAUCCACAAGCCGACUGUGAAUAUGUCAGAUAUGACAUUGGACCAGAUGGAGUCGCAUCUGAGCUUGUUCCAGGUAUAGAUCUCUUCUCCGAUUAUUUCCGAUGCAAUGUUCAGUCUCUGGUGGCUGCUUUGGAGUGGAAUAUCGAGGAACUGCUGAGAACAAGAUACUUUUUGAACGUGUUGCCUCUCAUAUCGUUCCAUCACUAUGUUGCCUGCAUUGUCUGUCGUGAUGUUUGUCAAACCGUUCAGAGUAGAUUAUGGAGGCUGGAGGCAUUGACUGGACUUUGUUGUUUCUCUGAAGCGAUUCAUGUUCUUAGUGAGCUUGUGUGUGGCUACAGGCUUCCUCAGGCUGGCAGCUCGUCAUUUCUACCUGCUGAGUCUCGUAUGACGUCAGUGAAAUUUUCGAAUGGGUUGCCAUUGACUGAUCAGUCUAACUACAAGGUAAUGACACAGCUGUUCAAGAAAUCACUUUCUACAUCUCUUUCUUCACUUUACGGGAAACGUCUAACCUCCCUUCUCAAUAUCGGUCAAGCUCGUCUGCAAAUCACAAUCGCUUCGACAGUCAACAACUCGCCAGCAACAUUGAAUCCAUCGCUCUACUCAUCUGCUGCCACGUCUUUUGGUCCUGCAAAGAGACUUUUAUCCAAGCCAGUAUUGGGACGUGGAAGGCACAUGUCUACUAAAGUUGCCAGUUUGGAACCUGUAGGGCAAGGUCAGGCUGCGGCUUUAGAUCAUGCUUCUGAUGUGAUUGAAAAUUCUGCAACCGAGAGUCCGCGUCUGCUUAAAAAAGUCAGUUUGUCUCAUAGUUCAUUGAAUAGUUGGUUAGAGACACCUCAGUUGGCGGAUGACAAGUCAGUGAGAAGUGGAUCACAGUCGAGCAUGGCAUCUCGAGCAUCAGCUCAGAAAGCUGUUAUGAUUGUCCCAACUAUGAGAGAGAUCAAGGGAGGUUUACUUGAAGAAGCUGAAAAGAUCAUAAACAUUGUCAUGCAGUCUAUAAUCAAAAAAUUUAUUGGACAAGAUUUAUGUGACGUACUCGAAGAAAUUCCUUCAUCUGACAUUGAAUUGUUAUGUCAUUGCUUGCUGAUGCUGUCUGACAUAGCCAAUCAAUACGACCAUCAGGCUCCAAGCAGUGAUUAUGUCCUACAAGCCAUGCAACUCCUCUCUGAUUACCUGAGCUUACCAGACGAUAGAAAUGAAGGACUUGAUAAUGUGAAGUCUACGCAGAGGUUGGAUGCUCGUUUGUGGCUGCGCUGCAGGCUUGCUCUUGUUCACAGUCUUGAUGUUGACACUUCGUUGGCGUCCCAAUCAUCUGGAUUGAAUGAUUUUGUUGCACAGUGUAAACAGGGAAAGAGAGAAGCCAAGAGUCUGGGUGAUAUGGAGAUGUGGCUGGAGUUUGCUUUCAAUUUGACUGUUUCUGAUUGGAUUAAAUUUGAUAAGACGAGUAAAGCUGUGGAAGGCUUUAUGGAGAUACUUGAUCGAUCCUCAAGGUUGCGCAAACUUUCACCAUCAUGUCAACAGCUUGUCUCCACAAGCAGACUCUUUCUUGAAGACCUCAAAAUGAAAGGCCCUGAAACCGUCAUCGAUUUUGCCGCGUCUCUCACUUCUUACAGAAAAGCAGAAGAAGAAGUUUUCAAUCUGAUCAUGACACACGGCGAGAGUAUCGUAUGGGACAACCUGAAUACAACACUUGCAUCUUUACACAAUAUCUAUCUUCCCUUUCUGACUCUCUUGUCGUGCAUCAAACUGCGUAUUGGCAUGUGCCUGGCUCAUCAAGUUGUCUCCAGCCCUGAUGAUCUCAAGAUAUUUGAUGGUACUCGCUUCUCACAAGACACACCAUACUUGAAGACUCCUCGUCUUGCUGUUGUCCAUCAACCUUCUGCUGUCAGUAGUGUUAUGAGCACAUUUGCAGCUGGUCAGCAGCAUUUAAUGAUUGGUGGAACGUUAGAUGGGAAGUCAAGAUCAUCACCGUGGCUUAUUCCAGCUUUAGUCUGUGGAGCUGGACUGGAUAUAGCGCGCGUGACAGCUAGACAGGAACAUCAGCUGGAAGCAGCGCUUGCAUUUCUCUUUGGCAUCAUAGAACGUCAACUAGCCAAGAACGACCAUCUUGCCCAUAGAGAAGCGGCAUCUGUCAUACUAAGCGCCAUAAGUAACACAUCAGAAGCUGACUACAAUCUCAGCUUAACUCAUAAAGCUUAUCUGGAAAUUGCUCUCACUUACAUUGAGAGUAUCAAUCGACCAUUACCAGAGAGUCUGGUGAACAAAUUCGAGACUACAAAGGGUAAAGAAUCAAAAACAGAACGCGUUCGGAAAGAGAGGCUGAAGGAGUUUGAGAGAGAAAGACAGAAAGAAGUGGUAGCUGCUUGGACGGCUGUGCGCUCGGCAGCACAAACAGCAAAAGCAGCCUCUCGAUUAUCUUCUCUCCUUGGUGAAGGGCAGUCGGAUGAUGUGCUGAGGAGGUUAGAAGGGAAAGAACAGAGUAACAUGCCAACAUUCUCAAAGCUAAUGCUGGCAAAUCAGAGCGAGCUGCGCUUUGUGAACAUCACGAAACUGUUAGGAAACGUCGAACACACAGCCUGUCAUCACCACUCGAUCACCAAACUCCUCAACGACAUCGAGUGUCCACAAGUCACUUGGAUCUUUCUACUCCGCUAUGUUACCCACCUUCGUUCCAGCAUGUCACGCUCAGCGCAAGAUGUUUUACCAGAAGCGAGUGCAUCACCCGGCAUCAACCAUCGCACUCUCACCCGACUAGCACAGAUGCACGACUUCUUGAAGGAAAGCUGUGCUCCAUACGCAACCAAAUGCGUCGCUCCGAUGCCGACAAGUGCACUAAAUCUUCCCUACUCUCCACUCGAGAGACUCUACCAACAAGGAGACGGAAUGAUCAUCGUGGAACCGACGACAACGCAGGUUUAUGAUCCCUCCGAACACAACGGCCGUCGCACCGUCUCGGAAACGGCUCAGUCUGCGACUGUAGAGAAUGCGGCCACUACAGCGGGUGACAACGAGGUCUGCAUUCAGUGGUAUCGCACUCCGUUUGGCAAGUUGGAGAGCAUACUGUGUGUCUAUGCUCUCAACUGUAAAGCGACGAGAGUGUUUUCGUCGCCUAGUAAAUCUCCUAUGCAGGUAGGUCGGAAGGAGGUGAGUGCGACCGCAUUCGGGACGGUCUCUAAGCAAUUGGCUGAGUUGGAGGCUCAAGCUGCUGCAAUGCAGUCAGUGCCGGCUGUGGGUCAGAAGGGAAGAAGAGGCACGGAUGGGGGACCUAUUGUAGUGACGGCGGAAGUGAAGGAGAAAUUUGAUCAAAUCCGACGUGAUAUUUUGUUGCUGUUUGGAGGAAGGGACGUUCAGAUGUCACUAGACUGCACUAUCAUCAAUAUAUCACACUUGGCUCGUCUCUUCAGACCGACAGUAGGAGCUAUAGUCAGAAAUUCAAGCGAUGUGUAUGGCUUCUUCAAGAUGCUCUUUUCAGACGAAGAAUAUUCAAGAAAGUGAAAACGUUACCAAUAUUGUCGCCUGUUUGUAUAUCAAGAUUACGCAACAAACUAUGUAUGUAAUGUAAUAAAUU
Molecule: messenger RNA, 5270 nt
Organism: Corticium candelabrum
Lineage: Eukaryota; Metazoa; Porifera; Homoscleromorpha; Homosclerophorida; Plakinidae
Product: cilia- and flagella-associated protein 54-like
Exons: 20
Coding region: 35-5197 (1720 amino acids)
Biological process (GO): cilium assembly
Source: RefSeq, a predicted model, not a curated record